Molecule: messenger RNA, 5634 nt
Organism: Nothobranchius furzeri (turquoise killifish)
Lineage: Eukaryota; Metazoa; Chordata; Actinopteri; Cyprinodontiformes; Nothobranchiidae
Gene: trim66
Product: tripartite motif containing 66
Cellular component (GO): chromatin
Molecular function (GO): zinc ion binding; protein binding
Source: RefSeq, a predicted model, not a curated record
AAGCUGCAGCUGCGUGCAGAAAUAAGGCGCCAUCCGGGCGGACGUUAUCUCCUCUGCAGGCGGACUUGUCUCCUUUGGACCGAAAACAAACACUCCUGUCAGACAGACGUGCGUUCACUCAAGUGUUUGCCUGACAGGACGUUUGCAGCCGCUGUGCACGUUGCUAGUGCGCAGAAUUUUGCACAUUGAUACAGUUUCUGGUUGAUCUAAUUGCAUGAAACUAAAUGUGUGCGCGCUGACUUUUAUUUAGCGCCGCGGAUGGCUCCGGCGGUGGUGAUGCCAUGUUAGGGGCGUAAUCUCCUGCGCACUUUCUAAAAAAGCAUCUCACGCUCGGUGAUGCGCUGGAGGUGAGGCUGCUGAUGCAGAGGGAUGCGGGGGCAGGCAGACUCUGCCAUCUGCCUGUCACGCUUGUUGUUAUUAAUCAAAGAGGCGCUGUCAGACUGGCACAUCCAUGAAGAGACGGAGCAGGUACCCAAACGUGUGACACGCCAGAAGGAAAACAAGAAAUCCCAAACUCCCAGAGCUUUGUAGACUGAAUAAAAUCACACAGGACUGCUGUGGUUUAUUCAUACUUAAAGCUGGUUUUAUCCCAAGAGGCGAGGAGUCCAACACUUGGAUGAACUGUGGGAGGAGAGAGCACAGUCGGGCUGUCAUGUAAGCCGUCUCCUCGGGGGCCGGUGCUCAGUUCGCGCUGCUUCCUGCCUCAGGUAGAAAGAAGCCUCAGAGUUUCUGCAGCUGAAGCAUCAGGCGGACCUCCUCUCCUCUCCUCUCCCUGCAGCUCAGCAGGCAAACACAUCCUCCCUCAAAGCACCAGCAUGGAGAAGAUCUGCUCAGAGUGUACAGAGCUGACACUUGCUCAGAGUCUCUGCACGCUGUGCAACAAGUGGUUGUGCUACCAGUGCACUGAUGUGCACCAACACCAGAGGGCUCCUGCUUCCUCCCAGUACGCCGACUCAUACCAGCAGCCGAGGCCCAGUGCUGCCCAGUGUCCUGAGCUGCACCAGAGAGGCUCCAGCUCCAUGCCCGCUACUGGACAAGGCCCGGGGUCGUAUCCUUGCACCCUCCUCAUGUGCCACUUGCACAGACAGGAGCCCUUGGAACUUUUUUGUGAGUCAUGUGACCUUCUGUGCUGCAGCAGCUGUCACCUGUCCUCCCACAAAAACCACAGGGUGGUGCCGAUUGGAAAGGCUCUGCAGGAUCAGCAGUGGCUGUUUGAGAGCCUGAUGAUGCAAGUAGAAGAGAGAAGGUCUUCAGUGGAAAAUAGCGCUAAACAAAUAGAGGACAGACUGCAUGGAGUAAAGAUUGCACACAGAAAGGCAGAGAACCAGAUUAAAAUGGCAAAGAUGAUUAUGAUGAACGAGCUCAACAAACGAGCCAACCUAUUAAUAGAGCAACUGGAGAAGAUUUCUGAAGACUUUCAGCAGCGUCUGGAGGACCAGCUGCAGGGGGCAAUAGAGAUCUGUGGCCAGCUGGACCACAUUCAGAAGUUCAUCACCUGGGCCUCGACCCAUCACUGCAGAGGCCCGGUGCUUUUCAGCAGGGCUCUGAUUUCCCUCCAGAUGAGGCAGCUGCUUGAGGCGUCGCUCCACACGGACUCCUGGAGUCCCGUCAAGAUCAAGUUUAACUGGGAUGCAAGUUACUGGACAAAGCAGGUUUCAUCUUUAGGCCAGUUGACCGUUGAUGGGGGAAACUGCACGUAUCCUUCAGGUUUGGCCUGUUCCAGCAUUAUGAGGCCCCAGCCCAUCUCCUGCUUGGCUCUGCCUGGUGUGUUCCACAGAGGCAGAGAGCCAGGCUGCGGGUACCAGGCCUGCUGCGAGCCUCAGAUGUGUUGCCUGCAUGGUGUUCCCCCUCAGCCUGAUCCGUCCAGUCAGGACAAAAGCCAGAUGGAGCCUACGCUUUACAGCUCCAGCUGUAGUCAGCCUGCUCUGAUCUCUGCUUCACUGCACCAGAGUCAGCAGCUCCAGAGGUUUUGGGACACAGAGAGUUCCUUACAGUUCCCCCCUCCUACAUCUCCUCUCCCCGGACCCAUCCAGGCCAGCCGCAGCCGAGGAUCAGCAUCACAGUCUCAAACAUCUGACUCCCUAGCCCACUCUCAGUCUGUACCAUACCCCUCCUGUCAUCAGCCCUGGAAAGAAGUAGCUCCAGACAGCCAGACCCCCUUCAGUACAGGCCGUGGCAGGCCGGGCCAGUGUAAGGAGAAGCUGUCCGCUGGCCCUGCUUCACAGCAGGAGGUCAGCCCCAAAGUAAUAGAAAGAGAUGUGGUGACUGAGGAAAGCCGGGGGGAGAGGCGCAGAGAGGAGGAGGAGACAUGUGGACGGACAGCAGAGGCUGGAAGUAGAGAGCUGCUGGACGAGGAGCUGGAGGCUGAUGGAAGGAUGCAGAGUCCAGCCCAGCAGCAGCAAAAACAGCUUCAAGCGUCUUUGGCAGCAGAGCAAAUACGAACCCGACCUGCACUGAUGCUGAAAGAUCACAGAGGUGGUAAGAGGUCCACAUCCCUGGAGGUGUCUGCAGCAGCCCACGAGUGUGUGUCUGACUUGCAGAGCUGCAGGCUGAGCACUAGUUCUGCGUGCGCGAGGAGGAAGAGGCGCUCCAGGAGCAUCCCUACAGAGCUGACAGCCCCAUCCUCCAGCCCCUACUCUGAAAUGCCUGCAGGAUGCUCUGACAGCCGAGAAACAGGAGCUGCAAAGAAGUUUGACGUGAUGGAUCCCAAACAAAGAAGAGCUUCAGAUGGAGUGCUUUGUGUUGUCAGGGAAACGGACAAGCCCCCAUCCAGAGGGCACCUGUCACCUUCUCUACCCUAUAAACUAGAGCCAGAUCAUCCAGCAGCUUCUGUAAACAAAGAGAAAACUGAUUAUGGAGCAAACGAGAAGCACAGAAUAUCAAGAAACAGCUUCAGCAGUAACGGAGGAGCGGUGAAGGACUUAGGCCGGCCCAGGGUGCCCGUAGUUUGCUUAGAGCGCCUCAAAAUACUCGUUUCACAACUUCCACCGCACGGACGAAGACAGAGUGACCCGCUGCCCGCCAGCGAGACGGACAAGAGCCAAAGCAUCCCUCAGCAGAGAACCUGGCACUUGGGGAUGCAAGAAGGACUACCUGGAGGGCCUGUCACCAGGAGGACCACCCGCUCACUCACAGCUCCUCCAGGCACAGAGCCGCACGCACACAGCCAGUCAUCAGCAUCUUCAAACAGCAGCGAAUGUGACAGCCACGACAGCAGAACGAGACUCGUCUCUCACAGCACAUCCACACCGCUUCCCACCGACUCCCACUACAUGUCACAGUGCUGCUCUGUGCUUGAUCUGGACUCUGACUCGGAUCCCAGGUCCGUUCCAGAGAAUCCCACCAUUUCACCGAUCCUUCUAGACCUACAGCUAAACUCAGGUGCAUCGGCGGAGUCUGACUCAAGUGCACACUCUUCAUCUGAGGCUGAAUUUGAGCAUGUGGCCGAGAGGAAGCCAGCAGCGGCAGCCGAGGUGAGGCCGUGCGGGGACUCAGAGCCGAGUCUGGAUUACGAGGCCGACCCAGAUCCAGACUCGGAUGGAGAUUCGGAGGAUGGUCGAGGUCUGGAUGCUGAUGCUGAAACGGAGUCCGAUACCCAGCCAGAGUAUGAUCCAGGUAUUCUGGCUGAAACCGAUUCCGACGUCGUGUCCGGACCGCCCCCAGACUCUCAGGGCUCCUUGGAGUCCGAGCUUGACUUGGAAUCUGAACCGGAGCUGACGAGUGAUGAGCCACAGCCGCUUCGCUCUGACCUGGAGGAGGAGCUCCCGACCGGUCCGGCCAAGAGACCGCUCCUAAUCGCAAACCCUGGUGCUCAGCGGGGUACGGAGGACAUCCAGGCCGAGCAGGAUGUGGAUGAGAUGGAGAGCGAGGACUUUUGCGCCGUUUGUCUGAUCGGAGGAGAGCUGCUGUGCUGCGACCGCUGUCCUAAAGUGUUCCACUUGUCCUGCCACAUCCCACCUCUGCUGAGCUUCCCCACAGGCGACUGGGUGUGCAGCCUGUGCAGAGAUGUUGUCCAGCCUGAAGUUGAGUACAACUGUGAGAAUGAGAAAACAUCUGGAGGACACACAGCCCACGGACUGUCUGCACGUGACCAGAGAAAAUGCGAGCGGCUGACUCUCCUGAUGCUCAGCAACAUCUUGAGCUCUCCCUUCCACGAGCCCGUCAGUCCACUAGCCCGCCAUUACUACCAGAUCAUCAAAAGACCAAUGGAUCUGUCUGUGAUCAGAGCUAAACUCAGUAAAGGGAAUCCCAAACAUUACAACUCUCCAGAUCAGUUCGUCUCUGAUAUCUGCCUCAUGUUCCGCAACUGUGCAAAGUUUAAUUAUCCCGACUCUGAGGUGGCCCAAGCGGGCCGCAGCCUGGAGGCUUUCUUCACCUCCAAGCUGCAAGAUGUCUUCCCAGACAGAGUCUUCCCCGCAGCUGAGGUGGACUCAGACAGCGACGAGUACGACGAGGCCUACAGGACCGCUGAGGGGGGCUUCCUCUGGCCGGAGAAGAGGGAGCAGUGUCACAGGAAGAGGAAAAGGAGGCAGUCGCUCAAGUCAAGGAGACAUCACUUCUAAUUUACAGGAAAAAUUCUCACAUUAGAUAAUUAUUUUGUAAUCUUGACAAGAUUUUCCUCCUAUAAUCAUGAAUUUAUAUUGUGGUUUGCAGUAAUACAACCGUGCUGCCAUCUGAUGGCAGCUGAACAUAUUGACACUUUAAAUACUGGUGCAGGCAGCUGAUUAAAGGAGCAGAGAGUGUGUAAAAGUGAUGAAGGCAGCAUGCAGCUGUCUGGAUGUGCUUACUGAGUUGCUCCUGUAGCCAUAAAACGUGUAAUGCUGUAAAAGUUACUUUUGUUGUAUCACAUUAUAACCCUGUACUCUUUGUUCUGGAUGCACUGUUCUGUGUAUGUAACGAAAAUCAUGCACGCUUUUAUGCUACAUGCUGUGUUUUACAGGCAGGAAACUCUUACGGGAAGGUUUGUUUUGCGUCUAGUUUAGGACUUUUUCAGGGUAUUAUUGAAUGCUGUAAUUUUUCCACAAACGUUCUACAUAUUCUACAUUUUUGCCUGUGGAGAACUUAAUUCUGAGUUGAAAUGGUUGCAAACAGUUUUUUAGGUUAGGUCUUGAUGCACUUUGGGAUCUUGUAGCGUUUUUCUUACUAAAGCGGCAGCAAAUAUUUUCCACCUUUGUGUUUUUGAGCUGAGUAAAGGAGAACGUGAGCACUAAAACCUGUUAGAGCUCGCCAGAGCAGAUAUAUCGAUAUAGUUUUAUGUCUUUAUGAAUAAAGUAAAAAAAAAUAAAUGUGGACCUUGUAUAAAAAUGUCAGUUUCACCAGUUUUUUGUGGAAACCGUGUAAAAAUUUAAUAUCUAAAUAACUCAGGCUUAAUGAAAGUGUAUGGUAUUAAAAAUAUUCAGUAUAUUAAAAUGUCCCUGAUGUUUGUAGAGCCAGUAUGUAAUUUUAUAAGACCUUAGAGCAUUUUAACGCUUUUAUUGAUCACUGCAGCUUAAACAUCUGAUAUAAAUUCACGUAAGAGUCCAGAAUGCACAGAAUAUGGGACGAUCAAAUGUAACUACGGUUUCUGUUUCAAAUGUUUGUUUCCUUCUUUUGUGUUAUUGUAAUAAUCUACAAUAAAUACAACUGUUAAAACAA